This is a messenger RNA of Oncorhynchus mykiss (rainbow trout), 4217 nucleotides long. Its product is annotated as arf-GAP with coiled-coil, ANK repeat and PH domain-containing protein 1. The record is from RefSeq and is a predicted model, not a curated record. NCBI's taxonomy places the organism in Eukaryota, Metazoa, Chordata, Actinopteri, Salmoniformes, Salmonidae. Gene Ontology annotation, cellular component: cytoplasm. Gene Ontology annotation, molecular function: protein binding; GTPase activator activity.
CUUUUGAACAACUUCCCUACCACCACAACACUGCAAGAACUGUCUUUUUUGCUGUUAGGUUAGUGCAUUGGCACUUGCAUACCCGGAAAUAGUGUGAGGGGGAGGACCAAGGCAUCAAGCGAGAGAGAUCGAGAUAUUAUUUUCGUUAGUGUGCCAGUCUAGUCAUCCCAGGGUCCUCGAGGGAAAUGCUGUAUGUUAACAAUUAUUUUAUUGAAGUUGGAUUUUUUUACGGUGAAAGAAUCUAAACUGUCGAGAAACAGUUUUUUUCUUCAUUUUCCUGACUCAAGCGCGCACGAGAGCAAGAGCGAAGUGGAACAGCUGACCUAUAAUAAAUUCAUCGAUUGCAGUUAUUUGGUUACUAAGUUAUUCUAAUCAAUACGUAAUAACCUGUUGUUCCAAGAAGAGAGAGGCGCGAUUCACUGAUACCUAAUGUCAUGAUUUAAUGUCGAGAAGAAUAGAAUUCAAGACAACACAAGUUAUUUAUUGAAAAACCUAAAAACAAUGCAAUAUACGUUCAAUAUGUAAAAAUUAUAUUUGGAGUAUUGCUUGUUGGGGGACAACGUCGCCAAAAGGAGCUAAUCUAUUUUCUCAAGCACCCUCUCCCAUGUCACAUUCAACAUCAAUAGAAAUAGUUGCGGUUGUGUUAUUGUUGUAAUUUGUGUCAAAACCGAAGGAUGACUGUCAAACUGGAUUUUGAAGAGUGUCUCAAAGACUCCCCCCGAUUCAGGGCCGCCAUUGAAGUGGUGGAAGGAGAUGUCUGUGAAUUGGAAACGCGAUUAGAGAAGCUGGUGAAGCAGUGCCACUCCAUGCUAGAGGCUGGCAGGGCCUACUGUCAGACCAGCAAGAGCUUUGUCACAGGGCUCAAAGAGCUGGGCCACCACUGUUCUGGGGACAACAUGAUGGGGGAGUGUUUGGAGAAAUUCUCCAAGAAGCUGGCAGUGAUUCUGGAAGCUCAGGGGGAAGUGAUUGAAAGCACACAGAAGUCGGUGAAGUUGAAGUUGCUGAGUUUUGUGAAAGAGGACGUGCGUCGGUUCAAGGAUGUGCGUAAGGAGUUUGAGCGGGGUAGUGAGAGUCUGGAGGCAGCAUUGGGGAGGAACGCUCAGGCCCCCCGGGGAAAACAGCACGAGGUAGAAGAGGUCAGCCAUGCCCUCCUCAACGCCCGCAAGACCUUCCGCUCCGGAGCCCUCGACUACGUACUGCAGAUCAAUGUCAUCGAGGCCAAGAAGAAGACCGACAUCCUGAUGGCGAUGGUGUCUAUGAUGGAUGCCCAGUCCCAGUUCUUCCAGCAAGGUCACCAGUCCCUCUCGGAGCUGGACGACUACCGCCGCACCCUGAGUGAAGAGCACACUCAACUAGUGUUGAAUUCCGCCAGGGAGAAGAGAGACAUGGAACAGAGACACGAGGCCAUUAAGAAAAAGGAUGUGUCCUAUGAUAACUCCUUAAUGGAUUUCUGUGCUGAUGCCGCCAACGGUAUCGCCAUGGAGGGCUACCUGUAUAAGAGAGCUAGCAAUGCCUUCAAGACUUGGAGCAGGCGCUGGUUCUCCAUUCAGAAAAAUCAACUGGUCUAUCAGAAGAAAUUCAAGGAUCAGCCCACAGUAGUGAUUGAGGAUCUGCGUCUUUGUACAGUGAAGGUCUGCGUUGACAAUGAGAGACGAUUCUGCUUCGAGGUGGUCUCUCCAUCCAAGAGCUGUCUGUUACAGGCAGACUCCGAGCGCCAGCAGCAGGGCUGGAUCAGUGCUGUCCAGAACAGCAUUGCUUCAGCCUUCCAGGAACGCAGAGAAGACCCGCACUGUCCCAGGGAGCAUUGCAGCUCUGUGUCGGGAGGCAGCCCAGGAGGAGGAUGGCUGUGUGGGGAGCAGGAGAAGACGGGGGGCCGCGAGGCUCUGGAGGAGGUUCAGGCCAUCCCGGGGAACAUGCAGUGCUGCGACUGUGGAGAGCCCGGUCCAGACUGGGCCUCUAUCAACCUGGGGAUCACCCUCUGCAUCGUCUGCUCGGGGAUACACAGGAGUCUGGGUGUCCAUUUCUCCAAAGUACGCUCCCUCACCCUGGACUCCUGGGAACCAGAGCUGGUCCGGUUGAUGUGUGAGUUGGGAAACACAGCCAUCAACAGGAUCUACGAGGGGCGAAUUGAUGAGAUCACCAUCAAGAAACCCCACCCGUCCAGUCCAAGGGGUGAUAAGGAGUCGUGGAUUCGUUCUAAGUACGUGGAGAAGAAGUUCAUCCAGAAGCUCCCGGAGACAGGACGUAAAGCUCCCCUGCGGCGCUCCAGCGCCCGGAGGAACAGGGCUAACACCCAGGAGAGGCCAGCUGGGUCACGACCCCCACUCAAACCCAAACCCACCCGGGCCACCCUGCCACGACUCGCAGGGCUCAAUCAGAGUGACCUUGUCCAAGAGAACAACACGGCCAUUCACAAAGAUGAUGAAGAUGACGAAGAGGAGGACCUGUCUGGUCUUCAUCCCGGGGCGUUGUUGUAUCGGUCUGCAGCGCUACAGCAUUUCCCUGUCAUGGCCGACGCCCUGGCCCACGGAGCUGACGUCAACUGGGUCAACACAGCCGAGGAGUCCAGCACCCCACUCCUACAGGCCGUCACCGCAAACUCCUUGGCAGCGUGUGAGUUCCUGCUACAGAACGGUGCCAAUGUCAACACAGCAGACAGCAACAGGAGAGGACCUCUACACCACGCCACUAUACUGGGACACACUGGGCUUGUGUGUCUGUUCCUGAAGCGAGGGGCGGACUACAACGCCAGAGACAACAACCAGAAAGACCCCAUUACUAUCGCCGUGGAGACAGCCAACGCUGACAUUGUCACCCUGCUGCGAAUUGCCAAGAUGAACAAGGAGAUGCGGGAGAUGGAUGGAGCCUUUGGCCAAUCAGGUGAUGAAACGUACCAGGACAUCUUCAGGGACUUCUCUCACAUGGCUUCUAACAACCCGGAGAAACUCAAACGCCGCAGCACAGACUUUAAAACUUGACCUUACUCAACAGCUGUUUCUUUUGUAUGCUGUUGUUAUGCUGUUUUCCUUUCUUUUUUGUUGUUGUCACACACACGCGCGCCGACACAGACAAACACACACACACACAUUUGCUGGCCACCUGCUCUGCGUUAGGUCAUUGCUCAGCUGGUGAUUACUUUAGUAGCGGCUCCGGUCCAACAGUAAUGCCUUUGUGUUUGGCUGCCAGAGGAGAACACUCAGGCUUAGUGGCUACAUGAGACACUUGUUGAAGGAGAUAGAAGAUGUACAGCCUAAUAAUGACGGCUGAUACAGUAAUAACCUCCCAUUGAAUGACUUAUUUCCUCAUUUCAUUUGGCUAACCAUAGUCUAGCGGAGCCAUCCGACACAAUUCUGGUCUCGUUGACUCGACUGUAAGGCUCGGUUUCCCACAACUACCGUUGAACAAAAAAAUGCAACUUUAAUAGCUGUGUUGCUUUCUGUCAAUCCUCCUCAAUGUACUGUUGUGACAGAAAGAAAAGGAGGGAUAUGUUUGAAGCAAAGGGUAAAACUGUUGUAUGUGCUCUUGUACUUGUCUUCAUAUUUUUGGAUGUGAUGUUGUUUCUUUGUAUAUCAUGUUUUUUUUUGGGGGGGGGGGGGGGGGUCUAUUGACUGCGUGAGGUACAAGAGAUGUGUUUCUUGCGGAAAAUUAAAAUACCAGAGUUAAUUUCCGUUUCUGUGUAAAGUCAUUCAGUGGACCUAGAUAUGCUGGGUGUGUUUAAGCGGUAAGUCGAGCGAAGUCGACUGUAGACGAAAAUAGCGAGUGAAGUGGGGGGGUGGGGUGUAUCUGCGACAGCCAAAAGCAAGGCUCAUUUCAACAUGGCAAUGUCAACAAAGCUGCUAUAUAAAAGGUUUUCUUUAUAAAUGUCUAAAAAAAACUUUUCUAUACCCCCAUAUCACACACUCACAAAGUGAAAACGUAUGUACAAUUAAUUGGUUAAUAGAGAAAGGUCUCAAAUAUUCCUUUCAUUUGUGUCCCCUGCAGCUUGACAAUUGAGGCAGUUGGUUCCUGUUUAAGUCACGUCUUCGGCCAUGUUUGCAUGGGUAUAAGUACAAAUGUGAUUCAUUUGUUUAUUUUUUCAAGCCUAAGUGGACAACUACUUUUUGUGUUAACUGUUUUGUGUACCAGUCCUAAAAUGUCUUUGACUGGAUAUAAUUGCCUGUACAUUGUGUUGCGGUAAACGGGGUUCAUUUUACCCAGGACCACCUAUAGUUUCCAAA